CUGAAAGUGUUGAACCUCCAUAUCACGCAAUAGUCUUCACUCCUAGGUACUUAACUAAGGGAGGGCACUUGUGCACACCGAGGUCUGGCCCUGAACCUUUGUAGUGCUUUACUCACAACAGCCUUAAGCUAGAAACAAUCCAGUAUUCAUCAGUAGGUGAGCAGAUAAAGAAACCACAUGGUGUAUUUGCCCUGCAGAGUACUGCUCAGCAAUAAAAAUGGAGUUAUGCCCAGCAUUGCUGAUGAAUCUAUGCUCAGAGAAGCCAGACACCCCCAAACUUACAGGAUUCUUAUAGACAACUUCAAAGGUCCGACGUCUGGAGUGUUUGUGUCAAAACUGUCAGGUGGCACAUUAGGUGGUUAUGUCAGUUUAUGCAUCAUGUACAUGUGAGCUAAGCUGUAACUGAGCAUAUCUGAUUUGUAGACGCUGUAACCACUGUUUACCUAAGACCGUCUGGAUCCAGACCAAGGGCUCCGGCUCUCUGGGCUCCUCAGCACGAAGGAGGCUGCAGUCUUGAAUUCCCCGGUGGAGGACGGACUCCACCAUUCUCUGGUCUUGCCCCCUGAUGACGAAAGUGUGACUACCGGCAUCUUCAUGAGCUCCAGAGGUCACAGCACGCUCCCACGAACUCUCAUGGCUCCUCGGAUGAUUUCCGAGGGAGACAUAGGAGGCAUUGCUCAGAUCACCUCCUCUCUCUUCUUGGGCAGAGGCAGUGUGGCCUCCAACAGGCACCUCCUCCAGGCCCGGGGCAUCACCUGCAUCGUUAAUGCUACCAUCGAGAUCCCCAACUUCAACUGGCCCCAGUUUGAAUAUGUUAAAGUGCCUCUGGCUGACAUUCCUCAUGCCCCCAUUAGGCUGUACUUUGACACCGUGGCUGACAAGAUCCACAGCGUCAGCAAGAAGCAUGGGGCUACCUUGGUGCACUGUGCUGCCGGGGUGAGCCGCUCGGCCACUCUAUGUAUUGCGUACCUGAUGAAAUUCCACAACGUGUGCCUGUUGGAGGCAUACAACUGGGUGAAAGCCCGGAGGCCUGUCAUCAGGCCCAACGUGGGCUUCUGGAGGCAGCUGAUAGACUACGAGAGCCAGCUCUUCGGGAAGUCGACGGUUAAGAUGGUACAGACACCCUAUGGCGUCAUUCCAGACGUUUAUGAGAAGGAGUCCCGACACCUGAUGCCUUACUGGGGGAUUUAGUGCCGCCAUACCCGGCAUCCACAGCCCCUCAGCAGUACCAGCAUCUGCCCCAGUCUUCUCCCCUCUUCCUCUCUCUGGUUCUCCCGCGAGUGUUUCGACACUGGGUGUUCGGGGUUUUAAGAGACGCGGAGGGGAAAACACACACGUUGCUAGUGACAUUUUUUAAAACUAGCAUUUUGAAAUAGCAAACAUGAACAUCUUUAACUGGCCUUUAGUCCUUUAUAACAGCUGGAACAGUAUAGGAUACUGCUCCGGCUUUCCUUCUGGCUCCCAAGCCUUUUGGAGCCUUGGCAGGUGCAGGAGGAGUCCAUUGCAAAGAUCACUUUGGGCCCUGAUUAACCCUCUAGAGACCAGCUUUGCCCAUGGCUGCCAGCUGGACAGAUGUUUAGGGGAUAUCAAGGCCAUCUCAGUCUCUACUGGAUUAGCCUGGUCCUUUCUUUUCCUGUUAUUUAGUGAUUCUAUAAGUUAAGUUAACCAUUGUUAUUUAGUUGAUAAGUGAUUAUGAUGAAAACCGUUGCAAAGACCCUCUUGAAAUCAGUGUGCCCCGGGAUUAUAUUAGCAUUAUUUUUAAUAAACCUAUCUGCUUAACAUAA
Peromyscus maniculatus bairdii (prairie deer mouse) is the source of this 1784-nucleotide messenger RNA. NCBI's taxonomy places the organism in Eukaryota, Metazoa, Chordata, Mammalia, Rodentia, Cricetidae. The record is from RefSeq and is a predicted model, not a curated record.